Messenger RNA from Microdochium trichocladiopsis, 1011 nucleotides. Its product is annotated as WD40-repeat-containing domain protein. The transcript has 5 exons. Gene Ontology annotation, molecular function: translation initiation factor activity; protein binding; RNA binding. Gene Ontology annotation, cellular component: cytoplasm; eukaryotic translation initiation factor 3 complex, eIF3m. Lineage: Eukaryota; Fungi; Ascomycota; Sordariomycetes; Xylariales; Microdochiaceae. Gene Ontology annotation, biological process: cytoplasmic translational initiation. The coding region runs from base 1 to 1011 and encodes 336 amino acids. The record is from RefSeq and is a predicted model, not a curated record.
AUGAGACCUAUCCUGCUUUCGGGUCACGAACGUGCCCUCACCCAGAUCAAGUUCAACGCUGACGGCGAUCUCCUCUUCUCCGUCUCCAAGGACCAACAAAUUGGCGUCUGGUACUCACACAAUGGCGAGCGCCUCGGCACGUAUAAGGGCCACCAGGGUGCCAUCUGGACCGUCGAUGUCGAGCCUACCUCGACCAUGAUUGCCAGUGGCAGCGCCGACAACACGAUUCGCCUGUGGGACAUCAAGUCCGGCAAGUGUCUCAAGACCUGGGACUUUCCUACAGCUGUCAAGCGCGUCGAGUUCAGCCCCGACGGCCGCCAGCUGCUUGGUGUCACUGAAAAGCGCAUGGGCCAUCUCGGAACGAUCGUCGUCCUCAACAUUAACCCCGAUGUCAACGGCGAGCAGAGCGACGAGAGGGAGCUCACCAUUGUUUGCGACGAGAGCAAGGCUACUGUCGCCGGCUGGAGUUAUCUCAGCAAGUACAUCAUCGCCGGCCACGAAGACGGCUCCGUCUCCCAAUACGAUGCCAAGACUGGCGAGCUUCUCUACAACAUCCCUGUCCACGAGCUCGACAUGCAAGUGACCGACCUCCAGUGGUCUCCUGACCGGACAUACUUCAUCACCGCUUCCAAGGACAAGACGGCCCGCCUCAUUGCCGCUCGCGACCUCGAGGUCCUCAAGACAUACCCCUCCGAUACUCCUCUCAACAGCGCCUGCAUUACUCCCAAGAAGGAUUACGUUAUUCUCGGCGGUGGUCAGGCUGCCAUGGAUGUCACUACCACUGCUGCCCGGCAAGGAAAGUUCGAGGCGCGUUUCUACCACAAGAUCUUCGAAGACGAGAUUGGCCGUGUCCGUGGUCACUUUGGUCCUUUGAACACUGUCGCUGCUGACCCCACCGGCAAGAGCUACGCCAGUGGUGGUGAGGACGGCUACGUCCGUGUCCACCACUUCGACAAGGGCUUCUUCGACUUCAAGUACGAGGUGGAGCGCGAGCGCGAGAACAGGCUAUGA